This is a messenger RNA of Drosophila innubila, 655 nucleotides long. RefSeq lists its product as uncharacterized. Lineage: Eukaryota; Metazoa; Arthropoda; Insecta; Diptera; Drosophilidae. The record is from RefSeq and is a predicted model, not a curated record. Bases 229 to 585 code for a protein of 118 amino acids. The transcript is spliced from 4 exons.
AAUUACCUUUAGUUAAUAAAGAAUUUGCUGUGGGAUGUAAGAAUUUACGUUCAGCAACCAUUGGAGAUUUAAUCGACCUCGCUAAAGAUGUGAGUGAAAAUUCGGGCUAUGUGUAUACUGAAGAGCCAAUAGUAUUUUGUUUGGAAGUUAGUAAAAUUAUAACUGAUGAUACAUCGUUGGCGUUCUGUAUUUCAAAAGGAUAUUCCUUUCAAGUCUUGAAUGGCAUAAAUGAAGCGAAAGAUAUGCAAGAAUGACGAAAGAGCUUAUACAUAUUUUGUUAAAUUACCGGAGAUUGACCACAAAUUUGCCAUAGGAUGUAAGGAUUUAAGUUCAGCUAGCAUUGCUGAUGUGGUUGAACUUGCUAAGGAUGUUGGAAAACGAUCCAACUACAACUACACUGCAGAGCCUAUGAUAUAUUGUGCGGAAAUCGAUAAAUUGAUUGCUGAUGACAAUGCUCUAUCUUUCUGCAUAUCGAAGGGAUAUAAUUUUGAGGUGUUAAAUGGAAUAGACGAAGCAAAUAACAUACCCCAAGUACAAAGCAGAGCUGGUCGAAAACUAUUUAUUAUUAAAUCAAAGACAUUUUAAUUGUCAAACAAGCAAACAACAAAUUUAGAGUUUCAGCGAAUAAGAAUAAAGGUACAUUUCGUCAAUUGCA